GAGUUUCUUCGCAGUAAUUGGCGACGCAAACAGUCAUUGCCAAUCUGAAGCUUGUGUCCGAAGCAAGAGGAUAUUUUAGGACCUCAAAACGCUGAGAAAACGAAGGUGAGAAGUCCUCAAGCCCAGGGACAGACCAGUGAAAAAGUCAUGCAGCAGACAUCGCCUAACCAGCAACAGACAGUAUUUGGAGCACAGCCUCCCAUGGGACAACAAGGCUAUGUCCCUGCUGGACAACCUGUACCAUUUGUUCCAGCCCCAGGUGUCCCUGUCAAUCAAGCUGGAGGAGGGCAGAUUGAGAGACCCUAUUUGAAAAGCGGGCUAAGUUUCUCGAGAUUUGCGGAAAUUUUCGUCUUGUUAAUCGCCUGGCCAUGCGGUGCCGUUUACGCAAACCGAACUCUCGGUUUGGAUGGUCGAGCAACAGCCUUUGCAGGGAUCGCCACGUUUUGUUGGGUGAUGGUGAUAAUCAUGCAGAUUGUGUUUUUAGUUGGCAUCAACAAAGACCAGCGAUAUUUCAGGACACCAUCAACUUCCACAUUGAUAGUUUUAACUGUGCAAGUCCUUAUGACGAUACUACUCUUUGCUUGUACUACAAGCCUAACAAUGCGCGGCAUCGACUUGUAUAAAGCUAACAUAGCUUACAGUGAUCGAUACGGUGAAAGCAAACCCUUUGACGUAAACAAUCUUCUGCUCCUUGGUGCGUUGGUCUUUGGUGUGUUGGCAUGUUUCUUCUUCAUGGAAGACAUCCCACUACUGACAAAGAUGUACAGAUUGCAAAGAGCAAAGGAAAUUGCUGCGGCAGAUAAUACUCAGUAGCCUUUUAUUGACCUGUAGCUGCAGUUGUUUGGAUCAGCUACAGCGCAGCCAGUUCGCUAAAUUUCUAGAAAAUAGCUUUGUUUGCACGUGCGUCAAUCUUUAGCUUUGAUUAAUUUUUCGUAGUUAGCUGCAUAAAAGGCGUCAUGUUGAAACGACCCUGUAUCAACUUAGCUCGUUUUGACUUGUCCCUUAUUAAUAUUCGACAAUUAUCAUGAUUAUUCUUAUUCCCUUGAUUGCUUUACUUAAGUAUGACAAGCAUGUAUAACAGGCUUUAUCAGAGUAAAACUGUGACACUAAUCAUACUAAAAAAGUGAAGAUCGUAAAAGACAUUUAAUCGUAGUGAGUUUCACAUAGAGUACUAUGUUUAUACAUCGUUGGUUGACCCGGCCCCCCCAGGUUGAAAUAAAAAUUGUAGUAUUAACUAUGA
Messenger RNA from Stylophora pistillata, 1240 nucleotides. RefSeq lists its product as uncharacterized. Lineage: Eukaryota; Metazoa; Cnidaria; Anthozoa; Scleractinia; Pocilloporidae. Gene Ontology annotation, cellular component: membrane. The record is from RefSeq and is a predicted model, not a curated record.